CCAAUGCCACCCAGACGCUUGCUCUCAUGACGACUUGAUUUCUCUGACUUUAUUCUGAACGUUUCUCGCUUAAAAAAAAAAAAAAAAAGACAAACUGCUUUAGGGGAAUGCUGAAAGGUAACUGAAAGCUGCAAAAGAAAAGUCCCGGAUUGUCAUGGCUGAAGGAGAGAACGAAGUGAGGUGGGAUGGGCUAUGCAGUAGAGAUUCGACUACUAGAGAGACAGCCCUGGAAAACAUUAGGCAGGUCGUUUUGAGAAAAACCGAAUACCUUCGUUCAAUGAAAGAGACACUUUAUCGCCCUUCAGACGGGCUUUCAAAUGCCGUAUCUUUGGAUGAGAUGAAUAAACUUCUUGCUCACCUGCUUAUGCUCUCUAAGAGGUGCCCCUUUAAAGACGUGAGAGAGAGAAGUGGGUUCAUUCUGAAGAGCGUCGAGGAACUUGGAAUCAGAAUUCCUCGGCCACUAGGACACGGACCCAGCAGGUUCAUCCCCGAGAAGGAGAUUCUGCAGGUGGGCAGUGAAGACGCACAGAUGCACGCUUUAUUUGCAGAUUCCUUUGCUGCUCUGGGUCGUUUGGAUAACAUCACAUUAGUGAUGGUUUUCCAUCCACAGUAUUUAGAAAGUUUCUUAAAGACUCAACACUACCUGCUGCAAAUGGACGGGCCCUUACCCCUCCACUACCGGCACUACAUUGGAAUAAUGGCGGCAGCGAGGCAUCAGUGUUCCUACCUAGUGAAUCUACACGUGAAUGACUUCCUUCACGUUGGCGGGGACCCCAAGUGGCUCAAUGGUUUAGAGAAUGCGCCUCAAAAACUACAAAAUUUAGGAGAGCUUAACAAAGUACUAGCCCACAGGCCUUGGCUCAUAACCAAAGAGCACAUCGAGGGGCUGCUGAAGGCUGAGGAGCACAGCUGGUCUCUGGCAGAGCUGGUGCACGCUGUGGUCCUGCUCACACACUAUCACUCUCUCGCCUCAUUCACAUUUGGCUGUGGAAUUAGUCCAGAAAUCCACUGUGAUGGUGGCCACACCUUCAGACCUCCUUCUGUCAGUAGCUACUGCAUGUGUGACAUUACAAAUGGCAAUCACAGUGUGGAGGAGAUGCAAGUCAACUCAGCGGGAAAUAUUUCAGUAAGUGACUCCUUCUUUGAAGUCGAAGCCCUCAUGGAAAAGAUGAAGCAGCUACAGGAGUGCCGAGCCGAAGAGGAGGCCAGCCAGGAGGAGAUGGCGUCACGCUUCGAAAUAGAGAAGAGGGAGAGCAUGCUUGUCUUCUCUUCGGAUGAUGACGAAGCUCCACCAGCAAGGGAUGUGUCCCGGCACUUUGAGGACACCAGUUAUGGCUAUAAGGACUUCUCCAGGCACGGGAUGCAUGUCCCAACAUUUCGUGUCCAGGACUACUGCUGGGAGGACCACGGCUACUCUCUAGUGAAUCGUCUGUAUCCAGAUGUGGGCCAGCUAAUCGACGAGAAGUUCCACAUCGCUUACAAUCUUACUUACAACACCAUGGCCAUGCACAAAGACGUGGACACCUCGAUGCUCAGGCGCGCCAUCUGGAACUACAUCCACUGCGUGUUUGGGAUACGAUACGAUGACUAUGACUAUGGUGAAAUUAACCAGCUGUUGGAUCGUAGCUUUAAAGUUUAUAUCAAAACUGUCGUGUGCACUCCUGAAAAGGUUACCAAAAGAAUGUAUGACAGCUUCUGGAGGCAGUUCAAGCACUCCGAGAAGGUUCAUGUCAAUCUGCUUCUUAUAGAAGCUAGGAUGCAAGCAGAGCUCCUCUAUGCUCUGAGAGCCAUCACCCGCUAUAUGACCUGA
Molecule: messenger RNA, 1810 nt
Organism: Acomys russatus (golden spiny mouse)
Lineage: Eukaryota; Metazoa; Chordata; Mammalia; Rodentia; Muridae
Gene: Sesn1
Product: sestrin 1
Exons: 10
Coding region: 155-1810 (551 amino acids)
Biological process (GO): cellular response to leucine starvation; regulation of response to reactive oxygen species; cellular response to L-leucine
Cellular component (GO): nucleus
Molecular function (GO): oxidoreductase activity, acting on peroxide as acceptor; L-leucine binding
Source: RefSeq, a predicted model, not a curated record